AGAUUACGUCGAUGGCAGCCAGGUGGGAAAAUGUUCUACAAGGUUAUGAUGUGAAUCGUUUCGUGGGUGAAGUGAAAGAAGAUCUGCUCUGUACAAUUUGUCAAGAUGUGCCACAGGACCCUCGGUUGUGUCAGCAUAAAGACCAUAUAUUUUGCUUCGGUCAUAUAUCGCGACAUCUUCACUAAAAUUCUCACACAUGCCCAGUUUGCAGAGACCGCCUGACUCCAGAGACCCUGAGACGUCCAACAGGAUUUAUGAAGAAUUAUUUAGAAGAUCUGAAAAUCAAGUGUGACCACCUCGAUCGUGGCUGUCCUGACGUUGUCCGCCUUGAAGACCUUCAAAGACAUGUCAAUCAAUGUGGAUUCGCGCCCGUCAUUUGUGGAAAUGAAAGAUGUGGGACGGAAGUCAAUGGAAAUGACAAGGAAAUCCACGAAAGAUAUCACUGCCAAUUUAGAAUCGCCAAAUGUCUCGAUUGCAGAGAUGUUAAAGCAAGUCAAAAUGGAAUGAAAGGUCAGAUCACGCGUAUGGACGAAGAAAUAAAGGUAAGAUCAGAUUUUCUUCGUUCCUUGGCGAGCAUUAAAAUUGUUUUUGUAAAUCUACUUUUGCGCAGAAAUUUUACAAGAUAUUCAUUCACAGACAGUAAGUCAGUGUAUUACCCAUGGUUUGUCAAAAUAUAUACAGUGUCAUUUCUGAGAUAAUAUUUAAAACUAAUACUGUAAUUCAGGAAUCCCACGCUGAAAUUAAAGCUCAGAACAAGGAAAUAGAAAGGAAACAAGAUGAAGUGAAGGUAAGAUAUUCUUUUUCACUACCUGCUGUACAGGUUGUCAAAAGUCUACAGUAUAAACAGUAUAUAUAUGUUAUUUACCGGCUGCGAGGUCCGGAUGAGAAAAACUGUGCCCUCGGUCUUGAAAACGGCCCGAGCCCGAAAGUGUUUAUUUUUUAUCUGCAGAUGUAAAAAGUAAAAAUUAAAUUCAUUGAAAUUCCAGUGUUGCUUGCGAACUAAUUUGAGAUCAGUGCAGUUGUGUAUUUUCAAAGUGAGGCUGACACAAAUUGAAAAUUUGAAAGAUAUAAAACACGAAUACGAAAACUCGAGAAAACUGUUAAGAAACACACAAAAAGACGUAUAGUUUCAGUAAAAAUGUACAUGCUUUUUCAUGAAUAUAGUAGCAGAGAAGCUUUGGAAUAAAAAAUUUUAUGCCUGGCGUUUUGGGUUUGACAAAUUCAGUUGCUCCUGACAAGUUGACAAGGACAGGUUCAUGUUCAGAGCCGAUCAAAAACAUAUAAAAAUGAAUCUGUUUUGAUUUAAUCAACGUUUUUCUACUAAAAGGAAAAUGAAAAAGGUAUGCUAUUUUUAUAUUGUUCUAUUUUUUCCUGUCGUUUCACGAUAAUAUGCUUGAAACAAGUGUUUAAAAAACACGAACUUUUACACUGUUUACAAUAUUUAUAUCAGUGAAAAAUGCAUGACACAAUUCACAAAUGGGUAGAUCUAGAGAAUAUAUUCGUGACUUGUUUUCACUGCUGCAGUUAAACCUUCUUUUAAAUGGGAAAACAUUUAUUUUACAAUAUGUGUUUAAGCUGUAAUUUUUUCUCUUUUAAGUGGCCGAAUACAUGAGCAUUUAAAAAAUAUAUAGUUUUCUCGAGGUACGUAUAAGUUUUAUACAUGUCAAAUAACUUUCCGACUUUCAGUCGCAUUUCUAUCAAAAUAUUGUCAAUUCUGGCGUACAUCGUGCUAAGUAUGAAGUCUUUAGGGCUUGGUGCAAUUCAUUUUCGUAUUCUGACUAUCGUUAGGCUAUGUUUUUCAAAAGUUUUGGGCAGAUUUUUUCGUUUUAAAAUUGUUUGACUUCUCGGUUUUUGGCGCGAAAACCAGAGCGGGCAGUUGCAUUUCACAGCGGGCAGUUGCGUUUCAGAGCGGGCCGGAUGCAAAAAACCGGCCCGCUCUGAAAGGCUCCACAGCCAAUCAGAUUGCUCCAUUUUCACUGAUAAAAAAUAACAUAUAUUAGCACUAGUGUUGUGAUUUUUCAUGCAUAUUGCCGAAAGUAGAAUUAAACGGAUAAAAGAUAAAACCUAUUAGGCAUACCGAAAUUGAUGGGUGGACUGGGGACGAGUGUUAAAAGUGCUCAAAUUAACAGGUAGGCAAUUUGUCUGAGCAUGCGCGCAGAAAAUCAACAUGGCGGACAUAUAUUAGGAGUGUUUCGUGAAUUUAUCUGGUUUUAAAGCUGAUAAAACAACAUUUUAAUGAACGAAAACUUUGUAAUAUUUAGUGGAAAACAUUAAGCUGUGCAUUCCAAAGGUUUUAAAUUAAAAAUAAGUACUUUUGCUUUAUUUUAUUGCUUUUUAUGCUUUGAAAACAGGCAAGCUCAUAUUUUUUGAAAAAAAAUGGUACACAUUUUAACAAAGAAUAAAAUUAAAAUACAUGCAUAUCAAAAACAAUGGUUUUUAUUAGAACAACACACAAUAAGUUGUUAUUUUCUAUUUUUACAAAAAACAAGUUUGAAAACAGGAUCUAGUCCUCCAGCUUGAUAUCAUAUUCCAAUUAUUUGGAUAUUUGAAUAAAGAAAUGUGAAAUAAUAAUUGAAACUUGUCCAAAAUGUGACACCAACACUCGAGUGAACAGAUACUAUCACCUAAAAAUAAAAGAAAACAGAACUUAAAUUUAUCAUCUAAUGCUAUGAAAAAAUCUUAGAUAUUACAAGCAUAUAGUGAACACAACUCUUUAACAAACUCACUAAAAUAAGUUAAGUUAUGCUACGAUAAGAGGAUGGCAAUAUAUGACAACAUCAAAUGUUACCAUCUUCGGUGUCCAGAACAAGUGCCGCGCGCAUUUUUCAUGGUCGCAUAACUGGCAUUGCCACAAACCCAGGUGAAAUUUUGGGUGAUGAGCAUAGUCAAAUUCUCGACUUAUUCAAUUUUCUAAGUUAUUCCAGGUAAACAGAUUCAACAUUGAAAUAAGCCCCAUUCGGGACCUUAUAGAAUCCAAAAUAUUGUGUAUGGACCAGAUUUUUUUCAAUUUUCUGUGAUUUACAUAACACUAGUUAUAAUUUAAGGGUCAACCAGUAUUGUUCAAGACAUAUUUUCCUUCCAGAACACCUUUUCAAAAUACUAACCCAAGCAUGUCAAAAAUAGUGUACAUUUACAAGGGCAAUUUCAACCCUUUGGCACAUUUUUCCCAUGAAUGAUUUUAAUUCUAAUAUAAAGACUAUAGAUAAAAAUUUGAUUUAAAGCUAGUUUCAAGUGAUGAGCAUACCCUAAAUUUUAAGCUAUACCUCAAAGAAGAUGGGUCAUUUCAACAUAAACAUUGAGAUGUGGGUAUACUGACAGCUCUGUCACACGUGUAGCUUAACACUAGCAGACCUUCUGAAACAUUUUAAUGAAAGUAUAAUUCACAAAGUUCACAUUUUCACUUACUUCUUAACAUCUGUUUUAAUCCAACUAGCUCUGUAGGCACGAGCAAAAUUUAGUGUUGAUGUAAAUAUCCAUUUUGUUCAUGUUUCCCCGGUGAAAAUAUAGUCUAUUCCAAAGCUGAUUUCGACGUACUUUAGCUUUUCAGAAACCGUUGGCCUUCCUCAGUAAGAUUAUCAACAGUUUCACAAACAUAUUUGAUGGUAAACAGAUAAAAUAUUCUCCGAAAGUCUAUAUUUUUGCUCUUCGAUGCGAAAAUGGAAACUCAAGAAGAAAUGAGCCGCUAUUUUUGGUCAGCAUCGACAAAUUGCCUACCUGUUGCUCAAAUUAAGAAGCGAAACCAAGUCACUAAAAAGGCCACCUCAAAAAUAGUAAGUACACAAAGUUUGAAGACGUUUACAUGAAUAUCCUAUGAAUAAUAAGCUUCCGAAAAAUCGCGAUAUUUACUAUGAAAUGUAUUGUAAUUUUUGUUUUUGGGACGCGUGUCCCCAAAACAAUCUUUUAAUCAGUAAUUUCACAAUUUUCGAAAGCUUAUUAUUCGAUGGGUAUUCAUGUAAACGUCUUCAAACUUUGCAUACUUACUAAUUUUGAGGUGGUCUUUUUAGUUAUUUGGUUCAUUUCUUAAUUUGGGCACUUUUUAACACUCGUUCCCAGUCCUCUCAUUACCUUCGGAAUGGCUAAUUGUCGAAAAGAUAUACCUAAAGUUAUUUAUUAGGACGAGAUGAAAGUAGAAUUGAAAGGAAUGAGAGAUACAAUCGCUGGAAUGGAAAGAAAGCAAGAUCGAAUGAGGGUAAGACAAUAUUAUUUUAAUUCUUCGCAGCUAUGCAUGGAAAUGGAAUUGGAUUGUUAUGUGUACUGUUCGCGAUGACAAUUAAUGGAUUAUUUGAAACCUGUGAUCAAUUAGGAAAACUGAAUUAUUUUUGUUAUGAAAACUGAAAAUCUAUUAGGAAAACCGAAGGGUGUUUGUGGUUGGAAAUUAGGAACUGAAGAUUAUAUACUAUUUUGGACCUAGCCAAGAACUGCGAAAAUGCAACUAUAUAGGCCCUCUAUAUGUUUUACAAAAAGUCUUCAACUGCAUGUUAGUUCUAUCCAGCGAGAUGCCAAAAUCCCGAUAUUUGCCCAUACCUUAUCCUGGCAUCAUUCACGCUAUAUAUGCAGGAACUUGUGGUUAGACCUUGACAACUGCACUGUGUAGUUGGUAAGAGCGUUGCACUGCAUUUCACAUGCAGGGCCGCAGGUUCGAUUCCUGCCGAACUAAAGACCCAUAUUUGCAUUUUUCGCAACUGCUUCUGCUUAAAUCUAAGAUUGUAUAUAAUCUUUUGCUCGUAAUUUAAAUUUACAAACCCCUUCAACCGUUAGUUCUACCGAGAAAGAUGCCCAAAAAUCUCGAUAUUUAUCACAAGUGCUGCAGUUAAGUUGAGAGUUUUUCACACGUCCGCGUAUACGCACUUCAAUACAGUUCAAUGGCAUAUUGUAAGAAUAUAAAUAUCUGAACCAGAGGCAGAACAGAAACGUACGCGUGAAAUGAAAAUGCGUCCGAACCCCGAGAGAACAAAAGAGCAAAUAUGUCAAAGCAUAUAUACGAUCAUACGUGUUCAUUGCUUGAUUUCCUGACUUGUCUGUUGCUAUAAGAAUCUACAGUUUAACAUGUUUCUAUAAUUUAAAAGCAAAUAGAAAGCAAAUUUAGUAAGCAUUUGAAGUCCUUGCAAUCGAAGUGCGAAGUGCGGAGUGGAAACAUGUUAUAUGAGACUUUUCCCUCCCCCUCUUAAGCGAUCAAUUUUCAAUGGGUUAGGUGAUAUUCAUUCACAGUCAGUAAGUCAGGAAUUCCACGAUGAAAUGCGUUCAGUAUAUUACCCAUGGUUUGUCAAAAUGUAUACAGUGUCAUCUCUGAGAUAACAUUUCAAACUAAUACUGUAAUUCAGGAAUCCCACGCUGAAAUGAAAGCUCAGAACAAGGAAAUAGAAAGGAAGCAAGAUGAAGUGAAGGUAAGAUAUUUAUCACUUAUUUACUGAGACCGAGCGAAACAGUGUGUUUUGUGGACCCGUGACCGGUCGAGGGUCCACAAAACACACUGCUUUCCCGAGGUCUCAGUAAAUAAAUGUUUUAUUAUAUAUCAAUAGUCAAAGAAACAACAAAUUAAAGAACAAAUGAACGUAAAUACAUGAAAUAUUUUAUUGUUAAAACGUUAUAUUAAACACUGGCUACACUGCAGUUACUUAAAGCGAAAGUUUUAAUUACGUACUAGGCAUGUCCAAAGGUCGCAUCUUCACGUGAUGGCGCACGUGAUUUUUUUUUAUUAGCCGGUCGAUAACGUCUUAUCUCCCUCUCGCGCUGUUGCGAGGGAGACAGCCUAAUUUCGUCACUCUCACGUGAUAUGCUCUCGACCAAUAAAACACUAGAAAAAUGCGACUUUGACUAUUGAUAUAUAAUAAUCUUAUUUACUACCUGCUGUACGGGUUGUCAAAAAGUCUACAGUAUAAAUAGUAUCAUAUAUUAACACUAGUGUUGUGAUUUUUCAUGCAUAUUGCCGAAAGUAUAAUUAAACGGAAUAAAAGAUAAAACCUAAGGUUAAAGUUAUUUAUUUACAUAUAGGACGAGAUGAAAGUAGAAUUGAAAGGAAUGAGAGAUAAAAUCGCUGGAAUAGAAAGAAAGCAAGAUCGAAUGAAGGUAAGACGAUAUUAUUUUAGUUCUUUGCAGCUUUGCAUGGAGAUGGAAUUGAAUUGUUUUGUAUACUGUUGGCGAUGACAAUGGAUUAUUUGAAACCUGUGAUCAAUUGGGAAAACUGAAUUAUUUUUAUUAGGAAAACUGAAGAUCUAUUAGGAAAACUGAAGGGCUUUUGUGGUUGGAAAUUAGGAUCUGAAGAUUAUAUACUAUUUUGGAACUAUCCAAGAACUGCGACUAUCUAGGCCCUCUAUAUGUUUUACAAAAUGUCCUCAACUGCAUGUUAGUUCUAUCUGUCGCGAGUUUGGCAUAUUUAGUAAUGAUUUGGUUGAUAUUUGGUAGUUAAUUGUUGUUGACAUGUAUUUUGGUAGGUGAAAAACGAGAACAUAGUAUCAGCAAUAAAGUAAACUAUAAACUGAACAAACGUAAUCUGCCGCGUUAAGCGAAUCCCGACAAAAGUGGAGACCCGGAACAGGAUUCUAUAAACAAGAACUAUUUGGAAAAGGUAUUUUUAGAGUGAAAUAUAUCGAUAUUGAAUGUUUAUUUUAUGUGACACGGAAAAUAUAAAUUCAAGAUAGCGGACGUGAAACAAAUGUUAAACAAGUUCGAAUCGAAGCUACGUAUGCUUGAAUUUACGCGAAGUGAUACACCGAGAAUCCAAGAGAAAAACGAACUGAAGAGUUUAGAGCGACAAGAGAAAGUAUUUAGCGAGUUAAUCGACAGUAUUCACGAGCAGAAAGUCUUAAUACAAACAGCGAAAAUCGAGAAGGGUGAAAACCCAGAAGAUGUUACACAAUGGACACUUGAGAUCGAAGAAAAGAUUGCGAAGUAUGAACAAGUUAUAGCUGAGUUACAUGGUGAUGUGGAAAAGUUACAGGCGAAAGCUAGGGAAGAAGAUGAACUGAGAGAAGAUAAUAAACGAAGACAGCGUUUCGAAGAAGAAUUAAAACUCGAGGAAGCGAAAAUGCAAAUGAAACAUGAUUAUGAAAAGAAUCUUAUGGAAGAAAGUAAAUCAAGCAAAGGAAAUGUUAGCCAAGUCAAGUUACCCAAACUAGUUAUAACCAAGUUUCAAGGGACACCAUUAGAUUGGAGCCAAUUUGAAACGGAAAUCGACAAAGCUGAAAUAACACAAGUGGCAAAAUUUUCUUACCUGAAAGAGCUUCUAGUCUCUAAAGUGAGAAUGAGUAUAGAUGGUCUUCCUUCUACAUCCGAAGGCUACGAACGAGCUAAAACUAUACUCAAGACGAAAUAUGGAAAACCGAGCGAAGUGUCGAAUGCUCAUGUACAGCAGAAUAUAUCCUUGCAAACAGUGCGGGGUUCCCAUUUUAUGAGACCUUGGUGACAAAUGUCCAUGCAUUGGAAACACUUGGAAAGAUCAAAGAAAUUAAUGGCUAUGUUCGUGUAACCCUCGAUAAGUUACCUGAUAUCAGAGCUGACCUGGUACGUUUAGACGAAGAUUGGCAGGACUGGGGUUUUAGUCGAAUGAUUGGGGCCCUGAGAAAGUGGUGUGAGCGCAACCCGGUCGGUCCAGAAGAUCAAGAAUAUAAGUCGAAGCUUCCCAAAGAUAAAUCAUUUCAAGCAAACCAGGGAGAAUGGAAACCGAGACCUUGUGUUUAUUGUGAGUCUACACAGCACAAAUCAGUUGACUGUGAAACUGUAACUAGUGUCACUGAGAGGAGAAAGGUAUUGAGCUCGAAGAAGUUGUGUUUCAAAUGCGCUGGGACAAGACAUCGGGCAUCAGAGUGUCGGUGCAAAACCACUUGUCAGAAAUGUAACGAAAGGCAUCAUACAUGUAUAUGCAAUAAAGGGACGGAGCAAAUGAUGGUAGCGUCAGUCAAAGGUGAAGUGAUUUACCCAGUAGUUGUGGUACUUGUUGACGGAAUUAAAGUCAGAGCAUUGCUUGACACAGGUUCAGGAGGCUCGUAUGCUUCCGCAGCUCUGAUUGAUCGGCUUUCAAAACGACCAACUCGAACUGAGCAUAAACGGAUUGAUAUGAUGAUGUGCUCAACAACACAAAAGAUCGAAGUGUAUAAUGUGAAUGCUUCUAGUAUCGCUGGGAAAUUUGCCAUGGAAACAGAAGUCAACAAAGUGGAUAAGGGAGUUCUCUUGUCAGUUCCAAAUCCAAGGUAUCCAGAAAAAAUCAACCAGUAUCCUCACCUUGAGGGAGUGGUAAUGGAUGAUAAAGACAGCAAACUUGUUUUACCAAUCCAUUUGAUCCUGGGUGCCGGUGAGUACUCUCGCAUAAAAACAGUUACGAAGCCAAAGAUUGGAAAUCCAGGUGAGCCGGUUGCAGAGUUAACAGCAUUUGGUUGGUCGAUGAUGUCCCCAGGAAAGGAAGUGAAUCUUAGCAAUACCUACCUUACCAGAACAUCAUUUGGAGAAUACGAACAGUUGUGUAAUUUGGAUGUCCUGGGUUUAGAAGAUCGAGCGCAAGGUGACCAGCAGUCGGUGUAUGAUGAGUUCAAGGAACAGCUUAGCCGAAGUGAUGAAAGGUGGUAUCAGACCGGAUUGAUUUGGAAACAGGGUCAUGGUCCUCUUCCGAGUAAUGAACAUGGCAGUUUAAAACGAUUAGAUAAUUUAGUCAAGAAACUACGAAGAGAACCUUAUGAAUGAAUACGAUGAGAACAUUCAAAAUCAAGUUGCUGAGGGUGUAGUUGAACGAGUAACCAGUGAACCAGUCGGGAAAGAAUUCUAUCUACCGCAUAAGCCUGUCGUAAGGGAGUCAGCAGAAUCCACCAAAACACGUAUCGUGUUUGGCGCAUCAGCUAAAGCCAAUGACAAAUGCCAAUCAUUGAACGAGUGUUUAGAGACAGGUCCGCCCUUGCAAAAUAUCCUUUGGGAUGUGUUGGUGAGAAAUCUGUUGAAACCUUUUGCGUUGGCUGGUAAUCUCAAAAAGGCUUUUCUUCAGAUCAGAUGUGUUAAGGUUUCCACUGGGUCAAGGAGGAAACAUCAGAGGUAGAGGUUCUCAGAUUUACCAGAGCCCUGUUUCGGUUAGUGCAGUCACCAUUUCUGCUUGGAGCAACGCUGAAACGACAUCUAGAAAGUCUGAAGGAACGAUAUCCAAAUGAAAUCGCGGAAAUCGAGAAAUGUUUAUAUGUUGAUGAUGUCAUCACGGGGGGAGACACUAAAGAGGAAGUGCUUGAUCUGAAGGAGACCACUGUAGCAAUAUUCGAAGAAGCCAAGUUUGAGUUACACAAAUGGCACUCCAACGAAUCGGUGUUAGAAGCGAAAAGUAAGUCUGAUGAUGGGAAGCAAAGUUACGCGAAGGAUCAGCUCGGAGUCAAAGCGGGAGAAACCAAGUUGCUGGGGCUGCCAUGGAAUAAAAACAAGGACACUCUAUCUGUUACUUUUCCACAACCAAUUGCUGAAACGACCAAGAGAGAAAUGUUACGAUUCUUAGUCUCGAUAUAUGAUCCACUUCGUUUAGUGUCGCCCAAAACACUUUCAGGAGAGCUGAUGUAUCGGCAAGUUUGUGACCAACAUCUACCCUGGGAUGCGAAAGUGUCCGAAAGCGUCGCAGAUCAGUGGUGCAAAUUCGAGAAUAGCCUACCUGGUAGAGUAGAGAUACCAAGAAGUAUCGCAUCAAUUCAAGAACCGACUAAAGCGAUAGAUCUACAUGUGUUCGGAGAUACAAGUGGAGUUGGGACGUCGGCGGCAGUUUAUGCAGUUGACCACCAAGAGUCGAGAGUUAACCAGGGCAUGCUGACAGCGAAGUCCCGUUUAGCGAAGAAAGGCUUGUCUAUUCCGAGGCUAGAGCUAGUUUCAGCGCACAUGGCGGCAAACCUGGCAGAGAAUACAAAGAAUGCCCUGGAUGGUCAACUGGUGAGGUCUGUUACGGGAUGGCUAGAUAGCACCGUAGCCCUAUAUUGGAUCAAAGGGAGUGGAACUUAUAAACAAUUCGUAAGAUAAAUGAGAAGGAGUUCAUGGCGUGGAGACAUGUAGCCACUGACCAGAAUCCAGCUGACAUUGGAAGCAGAGGGUGUAUUGGAAGCAAUCUCCCCAAGAUUUGGUUAAACGGACCAGUGGCCGGAGUCAAUUGUUCCUAAGGCAAGCAAGGAAACUGAAGAAGAAGCGAAACUGAGCCGAGAAUUAUUCACAGCUGCCGUGGAGAUAAAUGAUGAGUUUGCAGAAUUAUUGUCGAAGCAAUGCUUUUGGUCUGCAGUCCGUAUCAUGUCUUGGAUUAAAAGAUUCUUAACGAACUGUAAGUUGAAGAAACUAGCAAGAGUUUCUGGUCCUUUGACAACUAAAGAGAUAAAUCAACAAGUUGAGUGGUGGAUCAAGAGAGUCCAAGACAGCUCCAGUGGUACAGACGAAUUUCAAGAAGACAAAUUAAAACUGAACUUGCAGCUGAACUCAGCUGGGUUAUACGAGUGCCGUGGUCGCAUUCAAGGAGAAUUUCCUUUAUACUUACCACCUGCGGCACGUUUACCUAAGAAGAUCGUUGAAGACGCCCACAUCGUGACUCUGCACGGGGGAGUUGGCCUUACAAUGAUUUUGGUUAGACGUGACUAUUGGAUCCCACGAUUGAGGCAGUUAACAAAGAAAGUUAUCAACAAUUGCUUCGGGUGCAAGAAAAUCCGUGCCACUGCGUUCCACAGUCCACAACCUGCAAAUCUUCCAACAGACCGGACCAUUGGUUCGACUCCUUUCCAAGUAAUCGGUGUCGACUAUGCGGGACCAAUGGAAUACAAGAUUAGUUCGACGAAAAACGGCAAAGCUCAUAUCCUGUUGUUCGCAUGUAGUCUUACCCGAGCCAUCCAUCUCGAGCUCUUAAAAGAUCAAACGACUGAGGGAUUCAUCAGAAGUUUGAAGCCGUUUGUGGCUAGACGUGGUAGACCUAGUAAUAUCUAUACCGACAACGCCAAAAGUUUUGUAGCUGCAGCGAAGUUGCUCAGAGCGAUCAUGAAAGAUGAGAAGCUUCAAAAUUAUCUCGCCCACCAGUACAUAAAAUAGCAAUUUAAUUUAAUUCGAGAGACUAGUGGGGCUAGUGAAACGAGCAUUGUAUAUGGAAUUAUCAUGUGAUAUACCACAUAAGACGGAGGAAGUUACUGAACUUAAUCCCAGAGCAAGAGAAUUUAAUCCUAGAAGGUCAGCCGUAGUCGCUAGGAAUAUGAUAAAAGAGAUUGCAAAUCAAGAGGAACUAACCAUUUGAACGAUACAGUAAAUUUAUUCAUAAACUUCUAGUUAAUAAGCGUUACAUUACAGACAGGAUCAUAUUUAAUACAUACAGUAUAAAAUCGGAGGAGAGUUUGUCAUAUUUAGUAAUAAUUUGUUUGAUAUUUGGUAGUUAAUUGUUGCUGACAUGUAUUUUGGUAGGUGAAAAACGACAACAUAGUAUCAGCAGUAAAGUAAACUAUAAACUGAACAAACGUGAGUUAUUUGCCGGGUUAAGCGAAUCCCGACAUAUCCAGCGAGAUGCCAAAAUCCCGAUAUUUGCCCAUACCUUAUCCUGGCAUUACUCACUCUAUAUGUGCAGGAACUUGUGGUUACAGCUUGACAACUGUACUGUGUGGUUGGUUAGAGCGCUGCACUGGAAUCACAGGGUCGCAGGUUCGAUUCCUGCCGAAGGACCCAUAUUUGCAUUUUUCGCAACUGCUUCUGCUUAAGUCUAAGAUUGUAUAUAAUCAUUGGCUCGUGAUUUAAAUCUAAAAACCCUUCAACCGUUAUAUAUAGUUCUACCGAGAAAGAUGCCCAAAUAUCUCGAUAUUUAUCACAAAUGCUGCAGUUAAGUUGAGAGUUUUUCGUACGUCCGCGUAUACGUACGGAAAAGUAUAAAUCUUUCUAAAUUUUAUAUCAGAACUGAUAAUUACCUCAAAUGUACAUUAAAUCAUAAACAAAACAGACUGAUGACCUUUUAUUCAUUAACUAAUUUCAAGAGUAACAUGUAAAUGGUUUCAAAAACGUUUCCAUGCAUAUACCUACGUACGAAAAACGCUGAACUGGAAUGUUGGCCUAGUAAAUGUUUAAUACUUAAUUAUUAUUAUGUGGUAAACAUUUGUUUUGAUGAAUCGCGCAAUUCUAUUGGCUGCUGACGAGGCACGAUUUUCCCGCAUUGCCCACUGGCCACGAGAGCCAAGAAACGGCAAAAGUGUCUAAAAGUCUUUCAACCUUUAAAAAAGUGGCCAGGUCGAAUCUGACCCUCUCAAAUAAAAAAUACAACUAAAGCAGCCACAGAUUUAUAAUUUCCCCCUGAGAAUUACUGUUUUUGUUGUAUAGAUAAAAACAGACAUAAAACGAACUUGUCGAUGCUGUUUAUUAAUUUUAUUGCUUUCAUAUUUGUUGUACUUGAUUAAACUCAGGCCGGUUAAUGCCUAGCUCUUGUUGGCUCUGCCCACGCUGACUUGAUAUGUCCGCGCGAGUUGCGCGCGCGAUUCAACAUAUCCAGCGUGUUGCCGUUUGACUGCGUUUUGCCGUUGGAAUGAAACUGAAAUUUAAUAACUAUGAGCUGUUGGAUUAUUUUAUAUUAUGUUAGAUUAUAGCAACCAGCAGGGAUGAGUAAAUUAUCAGUUUUUCUUGUACAAUUGGCCGUUGUAUUAUUAUAUUAUGCGAUAUGCGGCGACUUUGAACUUUGAUAUAUAACGCUAUUGCGGGAUUUUAUGUCUCAAUUAUUCAACAUCGAUUUGUGAUUCCUUUUUAGUUUCCCACUCACAGAAAAAUAUUUGAAAUACAAAUAAGUACUCAGCAUAUGGAUGGUUCAAACUUUUUGGGGUGGCGUUGUUUAAGUGUGACAUAUUUCUCUUAAAAACUUGAGGACGCAAUAAAUGUUGUUGUUGAAAUAUAAUAUCCUUUCAUAUAAAGACUCAGACUCCUGUCGAAUAUUCUCUCAAUAUAUAAGCGAAAAUAUGUACUUAUCAUAUUGUACUUCUGUACACAUUUUUCUCUCUGUUCCUCGCAUAUUAUUUGAAUACACUACUUACUAGUUGUAAAUGGUUUAUCAGUCAUUGUGUAUUUGUAUUUAGUAAUAUUUUGUUUCACGGCAGGGGCUUAUAUUAAUGAUAAUGGCGAGCGCGAAUUCAUCACGCAAAAAACGCGUUGGACUUGCCGACUUACAAGACAACGUUAAUGUCGGUCGCGAAUACGUAGAUUUUGUCCAGAGUACAGCCAACUUUGGUCCUACAAUUAGAUUUGUAAGCAUUGUAAUCUGGAACGAUCGUUUUAGUGCAAAUUAUAUUGACAUUGUGCGAGACAUUGUUGUAAUCACAGCAAUAUUUUCAUAUCAGUGGCAUAAUCUUUAAGUUCCGAAUUACCACAUUGCAGUAUAAGAGUAAAAGGUUCCGUGAUAAUAUUUUUGUACGUAUCCAUGAAUGUUCAGUAAGUCGGCAAGCCGUGUUUAUAAACAUUAAGUUAAUUUCCAUUAUCACCGCCUAUAUCUUGUCACGUGACCAGUUUCCAUGGAAACCAAAUAGUUAAAAAAUAUCGGCAGUUGAUUUUCAACAUCUCACCCAAAAAUAAGAGUCGUAGCGUAUUUUGUUAAUUUUUAAUUAAUUUUUAAAGAUUUUUUCUAUUUUCCCACUCCUUACGAAAUUGGAGCCAGGCAUUAAUGCACCUGAGAAUGACGAAAUACCUCGUAUUGUUCUUGAAAUACUAUCCAAACUGUGUUAGUAUUCUAUAAAAAGUGCUGUAGAGCAGUUUUACUAACCAAGAGAACAUUUUUUACAAUUGUUUGUUUUUGUAAAUGUUUCGGACUUUUUACUUUGCCCUUACGUGACCUUUUUCCCCAUUUUUACAAACAUACAAUGCCAUAUAAUAAAAAAAGUUACUUACCUCAACCGUUCAGGCAGUCUGGAAAAAUAUCCAACCUUGGUCUAUCGCUCGGUCAAUACAGCAAGUUCUUGGUUGGUUAUUUUCCCGUACUGUCCUCACUCUCGGUCAGUAAGUUAUUAUUCGUUGGAAAAAUUGCUUUCGAAAAUUACUUCAAUUUCGAGUAAAUUAAUAUUUACGAGCUUCGGUUAUAGCCUCUGACGCUGAAAAUGGCGAGGGCUGCAUUGUGACAUUGUCAGUAAAGUAUUUUAUUUUAUUUUAAAUUCAGCAAAGUGUUGACGAGAUGACACAGCGGUUUGAAAAAAUGACGAUAAUGGUUCAGCAAGCAUUGCAAGGAAGCAAUGUAAACAACAAUGGUGCUCAAGCUAUAGAUCCAGCAGUUAAAGUCAACAAUCAAGAUAUUAUUAUUCUUGGCGGUUUAUAUGCCCCAGGGCUUAAAACUGUAUCGAGUACAGUUGAAAAAUACGAUAUAGAAGAAGGCAAGUCAACUCGAUUACCAGCAAUGAAUCUACCUCGAGCAGAAUCAGCUUCAUGUGUUUACAACGGUGAUGUGAUCGUUGCCGGAGGUUUCGAUGGUCAAACUGCUACUGACUUGAUCGAGAUUUUAAAGAUGAACCAGCAUCCUUUGCGAUGGACGGUGAUUGAUGGUAAACUGCGCGCCAAGUUAUCUGGUCAUGACGUCACAGUUUACGACGAUAAAUUAUACAUCAUAGGAGGAGAUAACUGGAAUGAAAAAAAAACAUCCGAUGCAAUUUAUGAACUAUCCCUUGCCCCGCCUUAUACUGUCAAACUUCUCGCAAGAAUGCCACAGCGAAGACAACGCCACCGUGCGGAGAUUGUUAACGGGAAGCUAUUUAUUUUGGGAGGAACGACAACAGCCUUUUUUAAAGAUGCCACAGAUAGUGUUGUUGUCUAUGAUUUCAUCAGAAAGGAGAUUAAGGCAUGUGAGUCGCUACCCAAGUCUGUCUCAGGAAUGUGCACAGUUACUUGGGGCAAUAUAAUCAUUGUUGUCGGCGGGGUGGAUAAGAAUGAUCAGGUUUUAAAUGAAGUCAUCAUGUAUCACAUCGAGACAGGGCAAAGUGAAAGAUUACCAUCACUGAAACACAAGAGGCGUGGUGCCUCUGCGGUCAUCAUGCAUAACGUCAUUGUUGUACUGGGUGGAUGGAAUAAGGAGCAGGGAUAUCUCAAAUCUGUAGAAAGUUUCAGAAUGGGAGAUGAUCAGUGGAAAGAACUGCCAGUGAUGAAUGAGAAAAGACAUUACGCAACUGCUGUGGUGAAACCUCGCAACUAGUUUUAAGGAUACGCUUUACAACAUACAUUUUCACGUCAACAUUUUCGAGGUUUCAUAAUCAUAUGAAUAGAAAACGUUUAAGUUUAUGUUACUGGUCUAUGCUACUAUAUAUAUAUACACUAUAUUGACACAAAAGGUAAAAUUACAGUAUUAAAGUAUUGUAGCCUAAUCUUUGCCUUUUACAACUUAACAAAAUAUUGUUGAAUGUAAAUAUAGUGUAUAUAUAGUAACAUAGACUGUAGGAAGUAUGGUAGUCCAGCGGAUAUGCACAGAUAUUUGAGAAAAUCGUGCACUUUGUGAAGAAAGCACCAAAUUCUCAGGAAGUGUAGACCUUAACAUGAUAAUGAAUCUUAGAUAUGGAGGCAUCAUCAAAAUUGAUAUUGACGGCUUAAAAUUCAGAAUUUCUUAUAAUCUAUUCUCUUAUUAAUCUCUUAUACAAUUAGAAAUCGUGAAAUUGCAGGUUCACAUAUAGCAAAAAUGACAUGCGUCAUUAGAAAGUUUCAAAAAAAAUGCACACAGGACAUUUAAGCAGAUACUUUGAUAUUCCAUCUCCUCUGGAGUUAUGAACGGUUGAAAAUAUUUUUUAGGGCUAGUGUUCAGGACUUUGGCGGGAUGGUUGCCUAUUUAUCACGUUUUUAAAUAGCAAUAACUGGAAAACCGCCUGGAAAAUCAAUCAGCCGUUUAAAAGUUUAAAAGUCUUAUAUGUAGUUUUUUGUAAGCUUCUAAUCAUGCAAGUCAUUUUUGCUAUAUGUGAACCUGCAAUUUCACAAUUUUAAACAGUAAUAGAGUUUAAUAAGAGAAAAUAGGAAAUCCUAAAUUUUAAGCCGUCAACAUCAAUUUUGGUGAUGCCUCCAUAUCUAAGAUUCAUUAUCAUGUUAAAGUCUACAUUUCCUGUGAAUUAGGUGCUUUCUUCACAAAGUGCAUGAUUUUUUACUUUUCCGCUGGACUAUGGUGUGUAAAUGUUUAUAAAACUCAAGAUAACUUGUACAUGUAUGUAGAUUUGCAUAGCAUCAAUAUAAUUUUCAAAAUCUCAUACGAACAGUGAUGGCGACAUUGACAGCAGACUGCUAUAAGCGUUACAGGACAGUAGAUGCUCGUCAGGACAAUAGAUACUCGCGUACAGGUCAGUAGGUAUUCGCCUCGUUACAUCACAGUAGAUACUCGUUACAGGACAGUAGAUACUCGCCUACGGCUCGUGUAUUUUCACGCUUUCCGAAAGUCGAGCAACAUACCAAGUGCAUGGAUCAUGCUAUUCUGCACGGGAAAGUCGUUGGGUAACUGUUUUAUAAAAUUACUACAGUGAAACGACGUUUAACUUGAUUAAAUUACUGAUGAAAUGUGCAGUUCUCACAACAAUCGUGAAUUAACCAAUCGGAGAAUGGCUACUCUACGCUAUUGAAAACAACAACAAAUAUGAACAGAAUUUGAUCGCAAAUUCUCGAAAAUAUACAGCGAAAAUACAGAGACUUUUUCGAUAAAAUAUACGAAAUUUGAAAUGGAAAGCCUGCUAAACAGACAGCCAAAGUAGUUUUGAAGGUUCUCGAUCUGAAUACUUGAAGAUUGCGAAGCGUUUGAAUUUUCAAGCGAGAGAUGUUGUACUUGCCAUGGUCUGAUGAAUUUCAACGCUACGCGCGUUGCUACUUGCUGAACAGCAAUGUAUCAAUCAGAAAUUUAUUCAUACAACUAAACGAACAACACAAUAAUUGCAAACUUACUUCAAAGUCGAAAGGUGUGGUACAAUGAACCUUUACAAUGCGAGUAUAUUUGUAAAAUUAUGUGCAAGAAUUUCUGUUCAGGAUUUCCCGUGCAGGAUUGUCUGAUCCUGCACGGCUGUUGACCAAUCAAAUUGCGUGUUUCAUUGUAGUUAUUAUAUAAAUAGGUUUACCCCUUACUUUAAACACCCUAAUAUUCGUUCUGUAGGGCAAAUUUUGCAUAAUCUUAGUGUAAAAUUCACAUCGAUCCUCACUAAUAGUUAGUUGUGUAAAAAUCUGAUGCUUUGGUACGGAUAUUAAGACUAAUUUAUAAAAAAUCAUAAAUGAACGUCAAAAUUAUGAACCAUAAUUGUUAUAUGACGAACUAUUGAACAUUUAAAAUUUGCAUGUUAUGUUAGUAUAUAGUUUUUAUUAGAUUCAAUUGUAUUAGAC
Messenger RNA from Paramuricea clavata, 17256 nucleotides. The record is from the annotation of a GenBank genome assembly. NCBI's taxonomy places the organism in Eukaryota, Metazoa, Cnidaria, Anthozoa, Malacalcyonacea, Plexauridae.